Molecule: messenger RNA, 2240 nt
Organism: Drosophila subobscura
Lineage: Eukaryota; Metazoa; Arthropoda; Insecta; Diptera; Drosophilidae
Product: transferrin
Exons: 4
Coding region: 38-2173 (711 amino acids)
Biological process (GO): iron ion transport
Cellular component (GO): early endosome; plasma membrane; recycling endosome
Source: RefSeq, a predicted model, not a curated record
GUUAAUAAAUAAACGUAUUAAUAACAAUAAAUACAAAAUGCAGCCGCUUACUUUGGGACUGCUGAUUGCAGCCUUCUUAUCAAUAUGCGUAGCUGUGCCACCGCCCGAUGAUGGCAAAUUGCGCGUUUGUGUGGUGGAGUCGCGUGGCAUUUAUCGGAAAACCCCCAAAUUCUGUCCGCUGCUGGAGGCGAAGAGCAACAUCGAGUGCGUCAUCGGUGUGGAUCGGUUGGACUGUGUGCGGCGCAUACACAAGGGCACAGCGCACUUUGGUGUGCUCACAUCGGAGGAUCUGGUGGCGGCACGCUGGGCCAGCGUGGAGAUACUGGUGGCCAGCGAGCUGCGCUCCCACGAGUCCAACUUUGAGUACGAGAUUGUGGCGGUGGUGGACAAUCAGGCGAACAUUCAUACGGUGCACGAUCUGCGCGGCGCCAAGUUGUGCCAUCCCGGCUACGGUUUGGGCAGCCACUGGACGGAGGUGUUGGCUAAUUACUUUGAAGCCGCUUUGGUGUCCAAAACGUGUGAUCCGGAGCUGACCGUCACGGAGGAUCGCAUUGCCGCUUCGUCGCGCUACUUUGGGCCCAGCUGCAAGGCGGGUCCCUGGGUGCCUGACCCCAAGCAGGAUCGCAUACUCAAGAGCCGCUAUCCCUCGCUCUGCCAGAUGUGCUACGAUCCCUACAACUGCGACCAGAACGACAAGCACUGGGGGCGACGUGGCGCGCUCUACUGCCUGACCAGCGGCGGCGGCAGCGUCUCCUUGGCGCGUCUGGACGAUGUGCGGAGUCAUUUUGGUUUCACGGGCAUUACGGCACAGGCGGACCCCUCGGAGUACAGCUACCUCUGCCCGGAUGGCCAUCUGCAGCCGCUGAAUGUCUCACAGCCAUGCGUGUGGGUGGCCAAGCCGUGGCCCGUGGUGGCUGCACGGCGCAGCCAUGCGGCGCAGGUGCAGCGACUGGUCACGGGACUCAGCCACGACGAGCCCGACAGCUGGCAGAAUGCGCUGCUGAGUCUGCUGGAGACGUAUCACGUGUUCACGGUGCCGCUGGACAAUGUCAUUCCCAUCGAUGACUAUCUGGAUCAGGCCACGGCCUUCCAGUCGGCCUACAGCUUCCCCGAAUGCAAUCCCCCGCGGUCCAUUGUCUUCUGCACGACGUCCAUCAUUCAGCACAUCAAAUGCUCGUGGCUGCAGGAGGCCUCACAGGUGUACGGCGUUCAGCCCAACAUUCAAUGCGUGCGCACCAGCAACGUGGAGCAGUGCCUGGAUGACACUCGCUUCAAGGCCACCGAUGUCGUCGUCGUCGAUCAGGAGAUGCGCGUGAGGGCACAGCGGGACUACAACCUCGUGCCGCUGCUCUACGAAUUCUCGCUGGACAUGCACGAUCGCUACGUGACCAUUGCGCUGGUCCACAAGGACUCCAAGUAUCAGCAGCUCAAGGAUCUCCGCGGCGCUCGCGCCUGUCUGCCGUCCUACGAGGGCGCUGCCCAUCUGUCCGUGCAGGAAGCCAUUGCCAAUGCCACGGGCAGGGUGCACUCGCUGCACGGCUACUUCCAUCGUGACUCGUGCCUGUGGCAGCCGCACCGUGGCCGGGAGUGUCCCAUGCGCUACCAGGGGGACGAGGGCGCCCUGCGCUGCCUGGCCGAGGGCGGGGACGUGGCCUUCCUCAGCUCGGAUGUGUACAAGCGGUACGUGAGUGGCAACAUGACCGCCGACUGGGUUGCGCGCAGCCACAAGGAUUACCGCGUGCUCUGCCCGUACGGCGGCAUCGAGCGGCAUUCGAAUUUCGAGUUCUGCUACCUCCACUGGACGACGCGUGGCCACCUCAUGACGCACAAUGCCACGCUGCCGCGUCGCAAUGAGAUCUACAACUCGCUGCGCGACAUGGACCAGCUCUUUGGCAGGAAAUACAAGAGCGAAACGCGUCCCUUUACUCUGUAUGGAAUCUUCGACAAGAGGAACAACAUUAUGUUCCGGGACACCACGGAUGGACUGCUGGGCCUGCAGGAGCUGCAUCGGGACAAUGCCAAGCGGGUGAUGGAGCACAUCUACGACAGAUAUGCCACCACGCAGUACUACACCAGCAACGAUGAGAACGGAGCGCAGCGUCCCAACAGCUCCAACUUCGCACUUCUCCUGCUGCUGGCACUUCUCUGGCCGCUGUGGCGUCACUUUUCUUAGUCAUGAGCACAAGUCGAAUCUUUAUUUAUUGUUGUGAUAUUACGCUAAAAAUUGUUUUAAGAAUACC